Molecule: messenger RNA, 1394 nt
Organism: Athene cunicularia (burrowing owl)
Lineage: Eukaryota; Metazoa; Chordata; Aves; Strigiformes; Strigidae
Gene: LTAP1
Product: chromosome 25 C1orf43 homolog
Exons: 3
Coding region: 17-496 (159 amino acids)
Biological process (GO): phagocytosis
Source: RefSeq, a predicted model, not a curated record
ACACUCGAGUCAUUCAAUGGCCUUUUUUACCUGCACUUCAGCCAGUUGUGUUGUGCCUUUUUAUUUUCUAGAAAUCCCAUUUCACACAGAGGGCCGGUACCCGAAAUCUUUAAUAGGGAAGAACUUCUGUGCCUACCUGCUGGAACUGCGGAAUUCCAGCACCUCCUUCAAAGGCAUCCGCAAAGCCUUGAUCGACACCUUACUGGAUGGGUACGAGAGCGCCCGCUACGGCACCGGGGUCUUUGGGAAAAUGGAAUAUCUGAAGUACCAGGAUGCUCUGAACGAGCUGGCAAACUUGACCAAGGCCCGGGGAGGCAGCAGCCAGCGGCAGCACCAGUCGGCGGCCAAGGACCUCACCCUGUCCCCUGAAGUCUCCAACCCCGCCACCAUCCAGGUCACCUACCUGCCUUCCAACCAGAAGAGCAAACGUGCCAAACACUUUCUGGAGCUGAAGAGCUUCAAGGACAACUACAACACGCUGGAGAGCACCCUGUGAGCCACACGGGGAGCCCUGCUCCGGGGACCUGCCACGAGCAGCGCCCCUUGCUGGGUGCAGCUGGUGUCCCCAGCGGGUUUUGGCUGCAGUUCAGCGUUUGGGCAGCGUUGGGAGGAAGCUGCUGCUCUCUCGGGUCUCCCUUUUGCACGACGUUGGAGCUCGGUGCUCAGCGGAGGCUCCGUUUUGGCCGGUGGAGCUCGGCCCUCGCCAGGAGCCCGUUUCAAAGCAGCGCGCCGGGGAUCGGCCCGCGCGGCCUCCUUCAGGCUUUUGAGUCCGGCAACGUCUUAAAGCCCUUGGCCCUGUGAAUAAACUAAUUAGCUUUAGCUUAUUUAUAAAAGACACCAAUCCCAGCCAGCUCUUUCCCUGUGAGGGCUGGUGGGGGGCUGAUGCUGUCUGUCCGUCCUGUUUGUGUGGGUCUCGGGCUUUGGAGCUGCUCGUCUGUUCUUUCCAAAGGGUGAAUUUUCUUUUCCCUGUGGCACUGUGGCUGCUCUCAGCCGGGCCUGUGUGUGUGCCCGGGCUGUGCACCAGGAUGCCUGGACGGAGUGUAAAUAGUUUGGUGGCCAAUUCUCAGCUGAGGUGCCUCUUUGGGCUGCGGUUUCUACUCUUUUUCUCCUGCAACUGGGUAUUUGGGGACAUCUUGGGCAGACAAAUACCAGCUUGGAACGUCCUGUCUGUCCUGCCGAGGGGGUGUUUCCUCCCGCUCUCACCAGCACCUCGUGUGCCAGCAGCUGCCAAGCUCGUGGAGGGGCAGAAACUCGUGGCCCCCGACGGGCCGUCUGGGUCCUGCCAGGCCGAGGGCAGCGGCCAGAAGCCACCGCAGCGCGUGGGGGGGGCCCCCGCCCCUCCCCUGGGCCUCUGCACUCUUUUUAAUUGCUGUUUAAUAAAAUGACACUUAACC